GCGAACAUUCGGCCUGGCCUGCGCCUUUCCUCUCCUGCCUGGGCAGCCAGACUGCACAAGCCUCUGCAUUUGAACUGGCUUCUCCGUGGAACUUGGUCUGUAACCACAGAGCAAACUGCAGGACCAGGGGCAGAGAAGUUGAUGGCAAGCCUUUUUCCUCGCAAUAUCCAGAGGCGGUUCUAGUAAAGAGGCUGGAUUCCGAGAGGCCAGAGCGGUAUCAUACGAACGCUGUUGCCUGGAGACGGAGUGGGGUGCAGUUGCCUAGAGACUGCAGAAGGCCCGCAGCCAAGCGAGUGGUAAGAGGACGCCGAGAGAGCCCCGGACCCACCGAGCAGCUCCAAGGCUAUGGCGGGACACCCGAAAGAGAGGGUGGUCACAGAUGAGGUCCAUCAGAACCAGAUCUUGCGGGAGCUGUACCUCAAAGAGUUACGAACCCAGAAACUCUAUACGCAGUACCACGUGAAUCCCCUGCGCAAGGUUCACAGGAUUACGAGGAAGCCUAUGUCUUGGCAUGAUAACCUGGACGAACCUGCAGAUGCCAGGUUUCUGAAUCUCAUUCACCAUGCUGCCCAGGGGCCAACGAAGAAGUACCCGGAGGCACAGACUGAAAACCAGGAAAUUGGGUGGGACUCAGAGCCCUUGGUCGACCCAGAACGCCGUGACCACAGGAUGAACCACUUCAGGGUCUACAAUGACAUCACUCUGUACAAAGCUAAAAUGUGGAGCUUGGGAGAAGAUGAUCGCCACAAGUAGCAUCUCAGCGGUGGAGUCAGUCCCUGGAUUUAAUGCCCUAAAUAUCCACUGCCUAGAAGACUAAACAUUAUUUUAACCCCUCGUCCCCCGUCCGUAAUUCAUGGAUAAUGGCAAAAAUUAGGAAGCAUAAAAAAUAUGCAGAAGAAGGAAAUAAAAAUUGCCUAUUAUCUCA
Molecule: messenger RNA, 925 nt
Organism: Symphalangus syndactylus (siamang)
Lineage: Eukaryota; Metazoa; Chordata; Mammalia; Primates; Hylobatidae
Product: protein CFAP144P1
Cellular component (GO): ciliary base
Source: RefSeq, a predicted model, not a curated record